Molecule: messenger RNA, 2282 nt
Organism: Vitis riparia (riverbank grape)
Lineage: Eukaryota; Viridiplantae; Streptophyta; Magnoliopsida; Vitales; Vitaceae
Product: acetolactate synthase 3, chloroplastic-like
Exons: 1
Coding region: 38-2032 (664 amino acids)
Biological process (GO): L-valine biosynthetic process
Cellular component (GO): acetolactate synthase complex
Molecular function (GO): flavin adenine dinucleotide binding; thiamine pyrophosphate binding; magnesium ion binding
Source: RefSeq, a predicted model, not a curated record
CCCUGCUAACUGAACUCUCCCCAUCUAUAAUUCAACAAUGGCGUCUACCGCCGCCACCGCCGCUGCAAAUCUCUCCAUCUCCAAACCCUCUCCGACGCUUUCCUUCCAGUCGCUGACAUCCCAUUCCAGGCUUAUCCUUCCCGGUUCUAAGGCAAAAAUCACUGUCUCUGUCGCUCACCGCAUCACGGCCUCUCUCUCUGAUCCCAAACCCAAACCCUCAUCUGCCGUUGCUGCCUCCAUCGCCACCGCCGCCCCUGUGGCCACAUCGCCGGACACCUUCAUUUCCAGAUUUGCCCCCGACGAGCCCCGGAAGGGCUGCGAUGUUCUCGUGGAAGCUCUCGAGCGGGAGGGCGUGAAACACGUAUUCGCAUAUCCAGGUGGCGCCUCCAUGGAGAUCCAUCAAGCCUUGACUCGCUCCAACAGCAUCCGAAAUGUGUUGCCGAGACACGAGCAAGGCGGCGUCUUUGCCGCUGAAGGGUACGCCCGCGCGUCCGGUCGUCCUGGGGUUUGCAUCGCCACCUCUGGACCUGGCGCCACCAAUCUCGUGAGCGGCCUCGCGGAUGCAUUGCUUGAUAGCAUCCCAAUCGUGGCGAUUACUGGUCAGGUCCCUCGAAGGAUGAUUGGUACCGAUGCUUUUCAAGAGACCCCAAUUGUGGAGGUAACUCGAUCCAUCACGAAGCACAAUUAUUUGGUUCUUGAUGUUGAAGACAUUCCUCACAUUGUGAGAGAAGCGUUUUUCCUUGCAACUUCAGGCCGACCAGGUCCAGUUUUGAUUGAUGUACCCAAAGAUAUACAACAGCAGCUCGUGGUUCCGAAUUGGAACAAGGGACUUCAGCUGCCCGGGUACACAUUUAGACUUCCCAAGUCGCCUGAAAAGGCCCAUUUAGAACAGAUUGUGCGGUUAAUUUCAGAGUCAAAGAGGCCGGUUCUGUAUGUUGGUGGAGGGUGUAUGAACUCUAGUGAAGAGUUAAGGCGGUUUGUUGAUCUUACUGGUAUACCAGUGGCGAGUACUUUAAUGGGUCUUGGUGCGUUCCCUUGCACAGACGAACUAUCUCUUCAAAUGCUCGGUAUGCACGGGACUAUGUAUGCCAAUUAUGCUGUGGACAGGUCCGAUUUGUUGCUGGCAUUUGGUGUCAGGUUUGAUGAUCGUGUGACUGGUAAAAUUGAAGCUUUUGCCAGCAGAGCUAAGAUUGUUCAUAUCGACAUUGAUCCAGCCGAGAUUGGGAAGAACAAGCAACCCCAUGUUUCAGUUUGCGCGGAUGUGAAGCAGGCGUUAACAGGGAUGAACAGCUUAUUGGAGGAGACUGGAGCAAAGUCUAAGUACGAUUUCUCAUCCUGGAGGGACGAACUUAAUGAGCAGAAAGCAAAAUAUCCAUUAAGUUUUAAAACAUUUGGAGAAGCCAUUCCUCCACAGUAUGCUAUCCAAGUUUUGGAUGAACUGACCAAUGGUAAUGCAAUUAUUAGCAGUGGUGUUGGGCAACAUCAGAUGUGGGCUGCCCAAUUUUACAAGUAUAAGGGGCCUCGUCAGUGGCUGUCCUCCAGCGGAUUAGGUGCUAUGGGUUUUGGGCUGCCUGCUGCUAUGGGUGCUGCAGUUGCCAAACCUGAUGCAGUUGUAGUUGACAUUGAUGGCGACGGAAGCUUUAUAAUGAAUGUCCAGGAGUUGGCUACUAUUCGGGUGGAAAAUCUGCCAGUUAAGAUUAUGCUAUUGAAUAACCAGCAUCUGGGUAUGGUUGUUCAGUGGGAGGAUCGGUUCUAUAAGGCUAACAGGGCUCACACAUAUUUGGGGAACCCCUCUAAUGAGGCUGAAAUAUUUCCCAACAUGUUGAAGUUUGCUGAAGCCUGUGAUAUACCUGCUGCAAGAGUGACGAAGAAGUCGGAGGUUAGAGAGGCAAUCAAAAAGAUGUUGGAGACUCCAGGACCAUACUUGCUGGAUGUGAUUGUACCUCAUCAAGAGCAUGUGCUGCCUAUGAUUCCGAGCGGUGGGGCUUUCAAAGAUGCGAUCAAUGAGGGUGAUGGAAGAGAAGCAUACUGAUGAUCUUGUUGCAUCCAAUGUGUUAGCAUAAUAGUACUGGUUCUAUGUAUAUUUAGUGCAUUUGCAGCUGAGGCAAUGUAGUUUUCUUGGUUGGUUCUUUUACUAGGUACGAGUUGCUACUCUGGUAGACUGUACUAGGUAUUUAUAUUUUUCUCUUUAUCUGUUUAAAAUUUGGUUUUGAAGGUUUUUGGACUUCAGAAGCUAUUUCGCCUUAUUUUUUGUUUCAUCGAUAGCAACUUAUAAUUUCUUA